Molecule: messenger RNA, 444 nt
Organism: Seminavis robusta
Lineage: Eukaryota; Bacillariophyta; Bacillariophyceae; Naviculales; Naviculaceae
Source: the annotation of a GenBank genome assembly
AUGAACGAUAGUACUACAGCAUCAGAAGGAUCAAACCCUACUCCCCGAGGGGUGGUAGGUCAAUCACCGAGCGGGAAUGCACCAUCGGCUCGAACUACUGGCACCAGUAGCGUCGCUGCAGGCAAUAGUGCUGUGGCAACUGUCACUCUGACAGAGACUGCUACCCAAGAGCCCGAAACACUGACUCUGACCCUUCAGCCUAGACCCACUGUGAGAUGGGAUUCGGAUGUUGUCGAUAAUGAGGGCUUGGGAAGAAAGAGCUCCAAGCGGUGCUGCAUUUUCCACAAGCAGAGAGCCUUUGGAGAGUCGUCCACAGACUCUUCCGACUACGAGUCCGAUGGAAGCGCCUCCAGUUCUGGGGAUCCCAACGCGAAGAAACCUGCUCGAAAGAAGAAGGGUGCCAAGCAGGGCAAAGUGCCCGACCACCAACGAUUCCAUGCAUAA